Plasmodium fragile is the source of this 4974-nucleotide messenger RNA. RefSeq lists its product as uncharacterized. Gene Ontology annotation, cellular component: endoplasmic reticulum membrane. NCBI's taxonomy places the organism in Eukaryota, Apicomplexa, Aconoidasida, Haemosporida, Plasmodiidae. Gene Ontology annotation, molecular function: nucleotide binding; P-type ion transporter activity. The coding region runs from base 1 to 4974 and encodes 1657 amino acids. The transcript has a single exon. Gene Ontology annotation, biological process: intracellular calcium ion homeostasis. The record is from RefSeq and is a predicted model, not a curated record.
AUGAAACAUAAGUACCAUGUGCUGAUUUAUAGAAAGAAGAAAACGCAUUUUAGGUUAGAUGUGCUGCUGUUCUUCUUCUACGCCGUUUUUCUCCACUUGAUUUUAAAUAAUGAGAAAUUUCAAGCGACGCCGGGUGAUUAUGAGUAUUUAGCGAAAUUGCAAAAUGAGGUGGAAGAGGAAGUUAUGUUUGGCCUGCAAGGCGACCAUCCCAAUGGCGAGUUCAAAGUGGGGACGAGUGGAAGGAAAGACAGUAGCGAGUUCAUAAAUUGGAAGGGAAGUGCAAAUGGGGAACAAAAAGACUCCAACAAAAAGGAAAAGGAAAACACAUUCAAGCCGAUCAUAAUAGGAAAGUACAAUCUGAUCUACGUGUUCUACAGCAUCGAAUUUGUUGGUUUACUUUUAUUUAUUCUUUUCCACCUGCUAACGUUUCUGUUAUCGCAGUGGAACUUGAGCGUUAACUUAGUGGUUUCCUUUAGUCGGCUAAACAGCAGUGACAAGGACAAGUACUUAUAUAACGUACAAAACAAAUGCACGCAUGUGUAUAUUAAGCCACUCGUUAAGAGAAAUGACAAGUCAGCAGUAAACAGCAAAGAGAGGUUUAACACGGAUUACAACUUGUACAAGCCUAAAUCAGAGUUAGUUCCACUGAAAAGGGGAAAAAAUUAUACAUUUUUUUUUUACAAACAGAAAAAAUAUAUUUUCAAUUAUGAAACAUUGGAUUUCGAAUCAGUAAAACAUUUUGAUAAUUUUAAUUUGUCCUUUUAUCAAAAGUGGAAAGGACUCAUCGAAUAUCAAAUGGGAGAUCUCUACCAUGAUGAAAACACCAGAAUAACAUUGCGAGGGAUAGAAGAAAAUGUAAAAAACAUACAGAAGAGGAGAGGCAAUGUGAGUAUCCUGUUUUGCCAAUUGGAUGGUUUAUAUCUAGAUAAAGGUGGACUAAGCGGAAUGGCCCAAUUAGCACGCCGGAACAAAGGGGAGAAUAACAUAUAUGGGGAAGAGAUAGAAGAUGUUUAUCAGUAUAAUAGGAAAGGAAGGGGAUGCGCAGAAGGGACAAAGGUACUACACUCUAUUGAAGGGAGUACCACGAUACAAAGUUCGAUUGAGGGGGACGAACUAAAAGUCAAAAACAGGGUGCAUCCCACUCAGGGGAAAAGCAAACAAUAUGGAAAUCAAAGAGACUCUUUUCUUUCGUAUUAUAAAAAGAGCAAUUUUGAAAUUCCCUACGACAUUUUUGUACAUAACAAUUUGGACAAAUAUGGAGAAAAUAUAUACGACAUUCCAUCCCCCUGUUUUAAGAAGCUACUUUAUGAGGCCAUGCUAUCCCCAUUUUUUAUUUUUCAAUUCUUUAGCAUCCUGUUGUGGAUGCUAGACAGCUAUUGGUACUUUGGCAUUUUCUCCAUUUUCAUAUUAGUGAUGCUGGAAGGUCAACUGAUUAAUAAACGAAUAAGAGAGUUCAAUUUGAUAAACAGUAUGAAGGUUCCUGCUCAAAAUAUAUAUGUGUAUCGAAAUUUGCAGUGGAAAAUUAUCAAAUCGAGCAUGUUACUUCCUGGGGACAUAUACAUUUUAUCGAAUGAGUCUAGUGGUGGUGAUAAUGUGUGUACGUGUGAAACGUUGUUGUUGGAGGGAGUUUGCAUUACGGAUGAAUCGAUCCUGACUGGGGAGUCUAUACCCUUGAUUAAGGCAGCUAUUGAUAAGACGGAAGAGGAGGAAUACGUUGAGCAGGAUGCCAGUGAUAAUGAUACCUGUGCAGAUUGGGGAGGAGAAGGAGACGCCAUGAGCGGGGUAUCACCUAUGGAAGGAAUCAAAGGAAGAUCCAUUUUUACAAACAAAAUUGAUAUAAAGAAUAAACACAAAAAACAUGUGGUGUAUGCCGGCUCGAAGAUUUUACUAACAAAAAAUGAAAAUGAUGAAUUUAAUAAUAUGAAGCUACCCAUUAAUGGGUGCGUAGGUAUUGUACUGAAAAAUGGAUUCACCACCUAUCAAGGAAAGUUAGUGAGGACGAUCAUUAACACAUCAGAGAAGGUGAACUCGUCAAGCAUGGAUUCGAUUAUCUUCCUUUUCAUCCUUCUGUUGUUUUCAUUAUCGUCAUGCGCGUACGUAGUUUACGCUGUAUUGCAAUCAACUCAAGAAAGAAAUUUGUACAAACUGCUUCUAUCCGUUUCGCAUAUAAUUACUGCAGUCAUCCCACCAGAGUUUCCAAUAACCCUGUCGUUGGGAGUCACCAUUUCGAUAGUCUAUCUGUACAACUUAAAGAUCUACUGUACGGAACCUUUUAGGUUGCCAUUUUCUGGAAAAUCGAAUAUAUGUGCUUUUGACAAGACGGGAACCCUAACCGAGGACAAUAUGAUAGUGUUGGGACUCUUCGGGUUUGACCAGAACACAGACAGGAUAAACGAAAUUAACGAAUCCAUUAUUAGCAAGCAGAGGUUGCCUUUCCUUUCCGUGGCAGUUAUCGCGGGAUGUCAUUCGAUAUGCACCGUUAACAAUAAGCUGCUAGGGGACCCGCUGGAAAAGAAUUCCUUCGAAAGGUUGAAGUGCAUGAUGAGGAGUCUAGACAAAACGUACGUUUAUACGAAUAAUUAUCAGAAUGCUGCAGGUGCGACAACAACUACGACUGCACAGAGCAGCGGAGAAAAAGGGGGUUUAUCCAUGGGUAUGUUUUUGAAGAAGUCAUCCAACACGUCGGUUAACGAAAAGAAAAGCCCAUGUGUGGAAAACUUCCAAAUUUAUAAGAGGUUCUUCUUCUCCUCCGAGUUACAAAGAAUGACUUGCAUCAUUUUGCACGAAGGGUAUGAGGGCGACUGGUAUGGGGAAGAGUUCGAAGAGGUCACGGACCCUGCUACAUGUAUGAGCAGCUCUAACGGGGAUAUAAGUGCGUGUACUGAAAAUUUGACAACGCUAGAAGGUUUAAAGAAGAAGAAGAAAAAAAAUGACAGUAGCAAAAAUGAACCGGUUAAACAGUACCUUGCGGUUAGUAAGGGAUCCCCAGAAAUGAUGAAAAAAUUUUUAAAAAAAAUUCCCCCAAAUUAUGACCAAGUGUUGAACAGCUUAUCCAUUAAGGGUUACCGUGUGAUAUGUCUAGCUGCGAAUGUGUUGGACAACAAGGUAGUUUCCAAAAAUGUUAAAAGGGAAGACGUAGAGAAGGACUUACAUUUCUGUGGCUUCCUCACUUUCAUAUGCCCAAUCAAAGCGUCCACCCCGCGUUACAUCCUUGAUAUUAAGCAGGCGGGAAUUAAAAAUGUGAUGAUAACAGGAGAUAAUGCGUUGACUGCGUGUCAAGUUUCGCAGGAUGUUAACAUUGUCCCGUCAAUAAAGAUUAAGGACAUACUAAUUUUAAAGCUUAGGGAAGAUUACGCCGUACACGGGAAGAGGGCACUCGUAGGUGGGAAGGGUCCAUGGACCAGUUUGACAAACGAGGGAGAUAUAUUUAGCAUUUACGAGCGCGAAAGCGCAAUCGAUCUGAUACGAAACCUCCCCCUGCAAAACAAAUCCCAACAGAACGCAGCUGAGAAAUUAAUCAAAAUGAUGAAGGAGGGAAGGAACGUGAGCAACGUGGUGUACUUUAUCAAUAGGAAAAAUAAAAAAAUGCUUCCAUUUAUAGAAUGUGAGGAGUACAUAAAAUUGUGUGAAGAACUUUUUACCCUCUGCAUUACAGGAGAUAUAAUCGAACAUUUUUUGAGCAGGUAUCAGAACGACUUGGCUUUAUUUGACGAGCUGAUAAAAAGAGGGUUGAUAUUUUGUAGAGUGUCUCCAAAGAAUAAAGAAAUAAUUAUAAAAACAUUGAACAAGUUAGGGAACAUAACCAUUAUGUGUGGUGACGGGACGAAUGACAUGGCGGCGCUGAAGGCUGCACACGUUGGAGUAUCCUUACUGAGCAUAAAAAUAAGUUACAAAAGUGGUAGAGCACAUGGUGGCCAUGCGAAUAUGGAUAGACACUUGAAUGCAGGACGCAUGAAUGCGCUCGUGGAUGGUCCCCAUGUGGGCGGCUACCCUUGCGAUUUCAGCGGAGGGGCGAGCAGGAACUACGAGCAGCGUUUGAGAGCUGCGUAUGACAAGUUAAAUGCGCAGUACAACGCGGCGUCUGCAAGUGGAGGAAGUAACAUGGCAAAUGCUAAGUAUUACGAACAAAUGAAAUUGUACAAUGAGAGGAAAAGGCAAUUGGAGAAUAUGAUGCAAUCAAUGGACGACUCCUUACCUCUAAUUAAGUUGGGAGAAGCAAGCAUAGCAUCUCCAUUUACAUACAAAGGAAACGACAUAAAAUGCGUGAAGGAAAUUAUUUGCUGCGGAAGAUGUGCCUUAUCAAAGGUCAUAAUGAUGUACAAGCUGAUGAUUAUAAAUUCUCUCAUAACGGCUUUUUCUGUUUCCAUUUUGACCCUAGACGGGGUAAAAUUAAGUGACGCACAGACGACAGUUAUUUCGCUACUAUACACAUCUCUCAUCGUUUUAAUUUCCAAAACAGCUCCUUUAAAAAACAUAUCGAAUUAUUCACCCCCAAAUUCGUUAUUCAACAUUAGCGUUAUGUGUUCUUUGAUCUCACAAGUAUUUAUCCACUUUUCUAUCCUAAUUUAUGGAUGGAAGUUGGCCUGUUCGUACAGACAACCUAAUUACGUUCCAGACUUGAAAGGAGAUUUCUCCCCGAAUUUGGUGAACACCUGUAUAUAUUACCUCAUUUAUUGCAUCAAUUUAUCCAUUUUUUCAUGUAAUUAUGAAGGGUUACCCUUCAUGACCCCUAUUCACAAGAAUAAAGAGAUCGUGUACAUUUUUGCUAUGAAUUUUAUUUUCCUGUUUGCUCUAGUUAUGAAUAUAAUUCCUUACUUGAAUUACUUCUUUUCCCUUGUCUCCUUUCCAAAUGUGCACCUGCAGUUUCUGUUUUUGUUUUUAAUGAUUUUGGAUAUUGUCGCACCGUACCUCAUUUGCAGCUUCAUCAGGCGCGCGAGACUCUACGCGUUCGAGCGUUUCAGAGUCAAUUUGUGA